AUGGGUUUUACAACAACAGCCAUUGUGAUUCUGGUGGCCAUCGGCCUCUGGUAUCUUGUACCUCGACAACGUGGCCAAGGGAAAGCAUUCGUGUCUCAGCCCAACGCAUCCUAUGAUUAUAUCGUUGUUGGCAGCGGAUCAGCUGGAGCAGUUGUAGCCAGCAGACUCAGCGAGGAUCCGAGAACCUCGGUCCUUCUUGUGGAGGCAGGACGUGAUGACAAUGGGGACCCCUACAUUUCAACCCCAGCUUUGGCGGUAUCCAUACAAUCUGAUGACCCGGAAGUCGUCGAAAACUUUUAUACAGAGCCAGACAAAUCUAGAUACACCGGUUUAAAGAACGGGCAGGCGAAAUGGCCAAGAGGCCACGUCCUUGGAGGUAGUAGCAGCAUUAACUACAUGUUGUAUGUCCGAGGAUCCAGGAAUGAUUUUGACCGCUGGGCAGUGUAUACAGGUGACCGUCAAUGGGACUACAAUCAUGUACUGCCUUAUUUCAAGAAGUCUGAGAAGAUGCAGAACCCAGAAUUAUCAAACUCGAUAUACCACAACAAAUACGGUCCACUGGGAGUUAACACUAUCGAUUCUAAUACAAGGACAAUCAUUAAAGAGAAGAUUCUGAAGGCUGCGCAGGAACUGGGGUAUCCAGUAAACGACGAUUACAAUGGAAGGACUAUGGAGGGUAUAGGAUAUGCCCAGACAUUUACUGAGAAUGGCGAAAGAUCCAACACAGCCAGAGCCUUUUUGCGUCCGGUCCUAGAGAGAGAGAACCUGCACAUUUCAUUGAAAUCUCGAGUACAGAAGGUGAUUAUCAACGACAAACAAGCUGAAGGAGUCGAACUGGUUAAGGAUGGAAAGAAGUAUGUGGUACGAGCGAAAAAAGAAGUAAUACUAUCUGCAGGAGCAAUAGAAACCCCUCAGAUCCUGAUGUUGUCAGGAAUUGGCCCAAAGAAUCAUUUAAAGGAUUUGAAAAUCCCUGUAGUGGCCGACCUGCCAGUGGGAGAAAACCUACACGACCACACACUUGUCGAAGUACCUAUAAAAUAUAAGAGUUCGGGUAAAAGCAUUCCUUCAGCUCUGUCAAAGUUAUGGGAUAAAAUUAAUUACAAGUUCUUCGGAUCUGGUCCUUUGUCAACAUGUGGGUCUGAAUUUAACAUAUUCGCAUCGACAACAAACGAUAAUAAAAGGAAAGACUGGCCAGAUCUUCAGAUUAUGCUUAUGGGUGCUGGGUUUUCAGUAGGCUCAAACUACUUAGAGACGAUGAAUGUGGAUCCAAAAUUGGUUAAGAGCUAUGCUUAUCGAGAUCAUGUAGAAGUUGCGAUUAAUUGUUUUCCCUGCGUGCUACGUCCAACCAGCAGAGGAAAGCUUCAGCUACGGAGCAGAGAUCCCUUUGACCAUCCCGUCAUAGUCCCUAAUUAUUACGAGACACAAGAAGACGUGGAGACGAUGCUCAAAGGAAUACAAAUUUGUAAGAAUAUUACUGGUAGUGCUGCACUUUCUGAUGUCCGAGCAGAGUUUGUUGACAAUCAACCUUUGUCCGUUUGCCGAGAACAUCGUGUGGGUUCCGACGAGCAUUGGUCAUGUGUGAUGAAAUCAAGACCACACACCGUCUUCCAUCAUGUCAGCACUUGCAAGAUGGGUGCAGCUAACGACUCCUCUUCUGUGGUGGACCCUCAACUGAGGGUCCGGGGCGUGGAGGGUUUACGAGUCGCAGAUGCUUCCAUUAUGCCGUUCAUCGUAUCUGCAAACACGAACGCAGCUACAAUCAUGAUUGGGGAAAAGGCCGCAGACCUCAUUCGGGGACAACAGUUGAAGCCUCUAUACAAUGUCUAA
This is a messenger RNA of Candidula unifasciata, 1827 nucleotides long. The record is from the annotation of a GenBank genome assembly. Lineage: Eukaryota; Metazoa; Mollusca; Gastropoda; Stylommatophora; Geomitridae.